Messenger RNA from Phaedon cochleariae (mustard beetle), 1118 nucleotides. The record is from the annotation of a GenBank genome assembly. NCBI's taxonomy places the organism in Eukaryota, Metazoa, Arthropoda, Insecta, Coleoptera, Chrysomelidae.
GUAUCAAUUUAGUAACCCUGGGGAAUUGCAUGGACUCAGAGGGUGUCAUCCCUCUCAACAACAGUGUUUUCAAUUCGAAAAUGACGAACCACACAGUCGUUUUUUACCACUUUUAUUUGAGCCCAGUAUCAAGGGCUGCCUUGCUUUUGACGAGAGCUCUGGGAAUCAAACACACUGUCGAAGUUGUUAAUCUUUUAACAAGAGAACAUAUGAGUCCUGAAUUCAUCAAAAUGAAUCCCUUGCACACUGUACCUGUUCUCAACGAUGGAGGAUUCAUAAUAUAUGACAGCAUCGUCAUAAUGAAAUACUUGGCCAAUCAGUACGGCAAAGACGAUAGUCUGUAUCCUGCGAGUCCUAAAAAAGCAGCCUUGGUCGAUCAAAGGUUGUUUUUCAGUGCUACGUAUUUGUUCCCAAGAUUUCGAGCAUUCUAUACCCCUACAUUAAUAUUCGGUAGUCCACCAGAUGAGGAAAAUCGUACCAAUCUCAAUGAAGCUCUGCAAUUUUUGGAUACAUUUUUGGAAGGUCAAAAAUGGGUUGCAGGGGACAACAUGACUAUUGCCGAUUUUUCGAUCAUCACUGUGAUUGCCACGAUCGAGGCUGCUGGAUCUAUCGACCUGCCUUCUUUUUCCAACGUCUGGAGCUGGUAUCAAAGAACUAAAUCAGCCAUGGAAAGUUUCGGAUACGAAGAAGUUUGUCAGACAGGUGCAGAUGCUUUCGGAUCGGCUUAUAAGAGCAAACUCAAGUGAAAAAAGUCAAUGAUUGUACCUUUAAAAAUGUCUCAUACAUUACUAUUCGACGAAAUUAUGAAACCCAAAAUGUUUUUCAUUAGAUUAUAAACUGUAGGUAGGUACUUCAAGGUUUAUUAUUCACUUUAUAAAACACUGAUAAUUAUUGUCACUAAAAUAUUUUUACUUUGUGAUUUAAAGAGAGAAUUUCGAAGGUGUUUCAAUGAAAUAAACUGAUUUUCAGUUUCUUUCAUCAUUAUUAUUAGUUUUACUAACAAGAUUAUAUUAGCUAUUUUUUUGUAAAAUAUUCUUGAAUACAUUAUAUUGAUAAUGUAAGAAAGUUAUAAACUAUACCGAUUUCAUAUCAUUGUCGAUGGUAAUUAUAAGAAAAGU